Messenger RNA from Strongylus vulgaris, 510 nucleotides. NCBI's taxonomy places the organism in Eukaryota, Metazoa, Nematoda, Chromadorea, Rhabditida, Strongylidae. The record is from the annotation of a GenBank genome assembly.
AUGAAGCCGGAUAUCAAAGAUCGUGACUAUAUGUAUAGGCUCAUAAUUGGGCAAUUAUUCUAUGAUGGGCAUCAACAGCUAGCGUUGUCGUUGGCACAGGCAAUUGGAUGUGCUGCCCAACCUCCACCUCCAUCGGAUAAGCUCUUCCGCUUAGUGUCCAUCGCAAAACAAUUCGUGGAUGAUCCAGAGUCUAAGGAAAAACAAGCAUUGCAGUUCGAUGUUCUUUCUGCUGGAUUGGAUCUUGAAUUUGACGCUGAUGUCAUUCCAACUUCCGCAGAGCCUUGCAAUUAUGAGACAAUUUAUUUAACCUCCCACAAAUCUGCAUGUCGAACUGCAGCGUUCAAUAAUGAUGGAACUCUUGUGGCAACUGGCUCCGCUGAUUGUUCAAUCAAGAUCUUGGAUGUUGAGAGAAUGAUAGCUCGAGAAGUGAGAGGAGAAGUUAGUGAAAACGGUCCAGAUGCUAAUCAUCCUGUUAUCAGAACCCUUUAUGAUCAUCUUGAUGUAGGUUGA